Suhomyces tanzawaensis NRRL Y-17324 is the source of this 315-nucleotide messenger RNA. It is a transcript of the gene RPP1A, whose product is annotated as ribosomal protein P1. The transcript has a single exon. Gene Ontology annotation, biological process: translational elongation; cytoplasmic translation. The coding region runs from base 1 to 315 and encodes 104 amino acids. NCBI's taxonomy places the organism in Eukaryota, Fungi, Ascomycota, Pichiomycetes, Serinales, Debaryomycetaceae. Gene Ontology annotation, cellular component: ribosome; cytosolic large ribosomal subunit. The record is from RefSeq and is a predicted model, not a curated record. Gene Ontology annotation, molecular function: protein kinase activator activity; ribonucleoprotein complex binding; structural constituent of ribosome.
AUGUCUGUUGAAACCGCUUUAUCCUACGCUGCCUUGAUCUUGACUGACGCUGAAGUCGAAGUCUCCGCUGAAAAGUUGUUGACCUUGGUCAACAAGGCUAACGUCGAAGUCGAAGGUAUCUGGGCUGACAUCUACGCCAAGGCCUUGGAAGGUAAGGACUUGAAGGAAUUGUUCUUCAACUUCUCUGCUGCUCCAGCUGCCUCUGCUGCUCCAUCUGCCGCUGCUGGUGGUGCCGCUGAAGAAGCUGCCGAAGAAAAGGCCGAAGAAGCCAAGGAAGAAUCCGACGAUGACAUGGGUUUCGGUUUAUUCGAUUAA